AUGAAGUCUCGCCAAAAUGCCACGACCUUGGAUGACCGCCUUGUUAAAGCUGCUGAUUUACAGACAGCUGCAGUUCUUCAAUGGGUUUUCUGCUUUCUCUUUGGAGCGCAGUGUUGUUUUUGUGUGUACGUUGUGAUCGUGUUGAAUGGAUACUGGCACGUGGCUGCUCUGUAUGCCCUGUGGCUCUACCUGGACUGGGACACACCUCAGGCUGGGGGCCGCAGGUCUGACUGGGUACGCCACUGGACCGUGUGGAAACACUUUGGAGACUAUUUCCCCAUCCAUCUGAUUAAGACAUGUGACCUAGACCCAGAAAGGAACUACCUGAUGGGGUUCCAUCCUCACGGAAUCCUGGUAGCCGGAGCGUUUGGCAAUUUCUGUACAGAAUACACAGGUUUCCAAGAGCUCUAUCCAGGAAUGACUCCUUACCUGCAUACCCUCAGCAUCUGGUUCGGCUUCCCAUUCUUCCGGGAGUACCUUAUGUCCUCAGUGAUUGGCGGGACGGCAGAGUCCCUGGAGGCCAGGCCUGGGAGCCUCAUCCUGGAGGCCCUCAACAGGAAGGGCUUUGUCAAGAUUGCUCUCAGGUGUGGGGCUCAUCUGGUGCCAGUGUUCUCCUUUGGGGAGAAUGAUCUGUUUAAUCAGCUGAAGAACCCGAAGGGCUCCCUGGUCCGUACCAUCCAGGAGGGCAUGAGGAAGACCCUGGGCUUCAGCCUGCCUCUGUUCCACACCCGGGGGGUCUUCCAGUACAGCUCGGGCUUCAUGCCCUACAGACAACCCAUCUACACCAUUGUGGGAGAGCCCAUAGUGGUGGAGAGGAACGUGAGCCCCUCAUCAGCUGAGGCAGACAGGCUGCAUGGCUGUUACCUGGAGGCGCUGGCUAAGCUGUUUGAGCAGCACAAGGCUGAGUACAGGAUCCUAGAGCACCAGCACCUCAUCUUCACCUGACCAGACCAAAUGAAGUCAGAUAGCACUACACUGUAGGAUUGGACCAUUCAACCAGCUCCUGACCAAUACACACUGAUACAGACUUUCAAACAAACAUAGUGCAAACAUACACAAAAGCACACAUGGGAAAUGGACACGUGCAUGCUUGCACACAUGUACAGUGAACACCCAUAUACACAAUCAAACGGCCAGUUGAGCGUUGGAAAUCCGCCUCAUUGCGCACCACUCUGGUGCUCCAUCUCCUUUCCACCCGCUCUCUAAAAACCCUUUCACGUUCAUUAAAAUCACAAUUUAACCAACACCCAUCUAUU
This is a messenger RNA of Oncorhynchus gorbuscha (pink salmon), 1256 nucleotides long. RefSeq names its product 2-acylglycerol O-acyltransferase 1-like. Gene Ontology annotation, molecular function: diacylglycerol O-acyltransferase activity. Gene Ontology annotation, cellular component: endoplasmic reticulum membrane. Bases 1 to 945 code for a protein of 314 amino acids. NCBI's taxonomy places the organism in Eukaryota, Metazoa, Chordata, Actinopteri, Salmoniformes, Salmonidae. Gene Ontology annotation, biological process: triglyceride biosynthetic process. The record is from RefSeq and is a predicted model, not a curated record. The transcript has 7 exons.